GUGGAGACUGUUGUGGUAAACUCUGGAAGAUUCCUCCGCCUGCAUUAUAAAUACGGAGGGGGAAGCGGCGGCCGCGAGUUAUAGCUCGGGACGUGUUCGUGAAGAGGUUGAGGGAGUGGAUUUGGCGUUAGCGGCGAUGGGGAAGGACUACUACCGCAUCCUGGGCCUGUCCCGUGGAGCCACCGAGGACGAUAUUAAGAAGGCGUAUCGUAAACAGGCGCUGCGCUAUCACCCUGACAAGAAUAAGGAUCCUGGCGCUGAGGAACGUUUCAAGGAGAUCGCCGAGGCGUACGACGUACUCAGUGACCCCAAGAAGCGCGAGAUUUUCGACAAGUUUGGCGAAGAGGGACUAAAGGGAGGCGGUCCCAGCUGCAGUGGAGGAGGUCCCAAUGGCACUUCAUUUACCUACACCUUUCAUGGAGAUCCUCAUGCCAUGUUUGCAGAGUUCUUUGGUGGGCGCAAUCCUUUUGACACCUUUUUUGUACAAAGGAAUGGGGAUGAAGACAUGGAUGUUGAUGAUCCUUUUGCAAAUUUUCAAAGCUUUGGAAACAUUGGCUUUACUCGCACUCGUGGAGGUCAUGAAAACGUGCGCAAGAAACAAGACCCUCCUAUUACUCAUGACUUGAGAGUAUCCUUGGAGGAGAUUUACACUGGAUGCACCAAGAAAAUGAAAAUUUCUCAUAAGCGUCUCAGUGCAGAUGGGAAGACCACACGUACUGAAGAUAAGAUUCUAACAAUUGAAGUAAAGCGUGGAUGGAAAGAAGGAACAAAGAUUACCUUCCCCAAAGAAGGAGACCAAAUGCCAAACAACAUUCCAGCUGAUAUUGUCUUUGUUUUAAAGGACAAGCCACACAGCACUUUUAAGAGAGAUGGGUCUGAUAUUAUAUUCCCAGCCAAGAUCAGCCUCCGUGAGGCUCUGUGUGGCUGUACUGUGAAUACUCCGACGCUCGAUGGUAGGACCAUACCAAUGGUAUUCAAGGAUGUCAUUAAACCUGGAAUGAAGCGAAGAAUUCCUGGGGAAGGGCUUCCCUUUCCCAAGAAUGUAAACCAGCGAGGGGAUCUUAUUAUUGAGUUUGAUGUCAGAUUCCCAGACAGAAUUCCACAGGCUUCAAAAAGUGUUCUAGAACAGAUCCUGCCAAUAUAGUGAGAUGGUCAGUGGAAACGGGACUGCAAUGCCUCCAAAGCAGAGGAUGUUGGACUGUUAUCAGGAUUUCAGGGUCUCUUUUGGCAGGAGUGUAGGGGAGUAACUUUCAUGUUGCUCAAAGUUUUCCAGAGAAUCCAAAUCUUGCAAGUUGCAUAUUGCACUUAUCAGUGACUCUAGCCCCAAGUUGUCAUUGCUCAAAGCAUUUAUACCAGUGAACAGGUACUGAUGGAAGGAAUUGGCAGAACAUCUCAUGGGGAUGACAGUCAGUCACAAUUUACUGCUUUCAUUUGAUUGGCUAGCCCUAAUUAGGGCAUGUCAUGUAGAACUUCCACUGGAAAGAAUAAGUCUCAAACAUAAAACUGGACUUCAUAGCAAACGUCUCCAAUUUCUUGUGUCUGUUAUACUGUGUUGUCUUUUGUACCAUUCUAUACUUUUACAGUUGCACAUCUUUGAUAUUCCUUUAACCUAUUUACUCACUGCUCUGAGAAGUGUCCUUUGUUAAUAGUGCCAUGCACUGAUUUUCCUAAGAUGGAAAUAAUUUUCCUUUCAGAAAAGGAAGUGCAAUACAUCCUUCUGGACCUUUUCUAUUAAGCCUACAGCACACUGGCUAAUUGCAAAAUCCUAUAAAGGUAUUCAUGUUUUUUUCAUUGAAAUGUAUGACUUUUUGUCCACAGCUCUUCUACCUAGGCACUGGUGGCUGUAGGUCACUUGGCCUAUUCCUAAGGGCUGGCAGAAUAUCUCACUGCCAUAGU
Molecule: messenger RNA, 1896 nt
Organism: Gekko japonicus
Lineage: Eukaryota; Metazoa; Chordata; Lepidosauria; Squamata; Gekkonidae
Gene: DNAJB1
Product: DnaJ heat shock protein family (Hsp40) member B1
Exons: 3
Coding region: 137-1144 (335 amino acids)
Cellular component (GO): cytosol
Molecular function (GO): Hsp70 protein binding; transcription corepressor activity
Source: RefSeq, a predicted model, not a curated record